Molecule: messenger RNA, 1317 nt
Organism: Rotaria sp. Silwood2
Lineage: Eukaryota; Metazoa; Rotifera; Eurotatoria; Philodinida; Philodinidae
Source: the annotation of a GenBank genome assembly
CUUCGAAGGUCUUUUGUUUUUAUAGAUUCACAAAUAUCUUCAAUUUUUCACAAGAAACAACUAUUGGGUCAUUAUCUUGCUAUUCUUAAGCUUCUAAAGAAAAACAUAAUAAAAUUUGGCAAAUCAACGAAGUUAAUUUCAGAUGCAAUGUUAGAUAAAUUUAUUUUCUUUAAACAAAAAUCUUUGAAAACUUCUCUAAUUUUCAAUAUAUUAUUUCGUAAUAGAAAAAAGAAAAUAUUCCUGUAGUCAAUAUUAAAAUAAAGAAGAGGCGUUUUUCUUUUCAUCUAUAAGUUAAGAAGUUUUUAAAAGUCAAACUUUAUAUGAGAAAUAAAAGAGAAUUUCUUUUUUAUAAAAUAUUAACAAAAUAAAAUAUACAUUUCAAUCUAAGCGGCUCAUCGCAUGUUUCAUUGAACAUAAUAAAUAAAAAGAAAAUCUUAUUGCAACAAAAUAUAAUCAACAUUCUACUACCAUCGCUUUCAUUGUCAAAUAAAUACUCAAUGCAUUCUAUUUUUUUUCAGAUAUUCCAUGAAAAAAAACUUCAACUUAAAAUAAACAUUGUAAGUUUUGACCUAAAUAAAAAUUUAUGAUAGAAUUGAUUUAUUUUUCUUUUAUUCAGAUUAUUUUUUUUUGUUUUCAUUGAGAAAAAUGAUUACCAUACAAUGCACAUUUGGUGAGUGAUUGAAUAAGAAUAAAAAUAAUAAUUAAUUUUCUUUAGUUUUUCUUUUUCUUAUUACUUUAACAAUUAUUCAAACAAUAUAUUCAUUUGAUAUAAUUAAUAAUGAACAAAAACUAGAUGAAAUUCGACAAAUUCCCUCAGUAUUAUUAUCAUCAUCAUCAUUGGAAAAACAAACAAAUAUUCGUGAAUGUUUAUCAAAAAAUCAUCUUUCAAAUAUAUUAAAUAGAAAUCGACGAGCAUCAAUAUCUCGUCCAUAUUUUAAUUAUUGGCGACCAACUCGUGAUAAUGGGCGUUAUUCAACUAAAAAUUCAUUAGCAUUUUCACCUCGUUUAGGAAAAAGAGCAGAUGAAAAUAAUAAUGAAUUAGAAAAUAUUGAUAAAAAUCUCGUAUAUCGAUCAAAUGAUUUUGAUACAUUUCUUGUAACACUUGUUGGUAAUUUACAAGAUAAAAAAAUUGAUAUUAUUUAUGAAGAUUCAACAAAAAUUUGUUUAUCACAACCAAUUAAUAGUGGAUUUAUUCAACAAGUUCUUGAUAAAUUUAAUCUAAAUCGACGUUAUCAAAGUGAACAAGUUAAAGAAGAAAUACAUGAAAGACAAUCAACAGGAAAACAUCCAGUACUUUUUCGUUAUCGUCUUGGUUAA